AUUAAAUUCUGCAAGAACAAAACUCAGUCUUCAGAAUCUUCUUCCUUUACUAGUGUCAGGAUAUUUCAUUUGGGCUUCUUAAAUCUAAUUCGUUAAAAUGACUAGGUUUUCUUCUUUUUCUCUGCUUUUCCUCAUAGCAGGGGCUUAUAUGACUCCAGAGUGUUCCAAUAUGGAAAUUAUUGGAGGAAAAGAAGUAUCACCUCAUUCCAGGCCAUUCAUGGCUUCUAUCCAAUAUGAUGGCAAGCACGCGUGUGGAGGAGUUCUGAUCAAUCCACAGUGGGUACUGACUGCCGCCCACUGCCACCCUCGGUUUGCCAAAGGCCAGUCUCCCACAGUAGUUUUGGGAGCACACUCUCUCUCAAAGGAGGAAACCUCCAAACAAACAUUUGAGGUUAAAAAAUUCAUACCUUUCUCAAGAUUUGUACCAAAUUCUUUAUCAAAUGAUAUCAUGCUGGUUAAGCUUCACACGGCCGCCAAACUUGACAAACAUGUCCAGCUGCUCCACCUAAGAUCCAAACACUAUAUUAGAGCUGGAGCCAAAUGCCAAGUCACUGGCUGGGGAUCUACCAAUCCAGAUGCCUUCAGCCCCUCUGACACACUGCAAGAAGUCACUGUUACUGUCAUAAGUCGAAAACUUUGCAACAGCCCAAGUUAUUACAACCGCAACCCUUUUAUAACCCAAGAUAUGGUAUGUGCAGGAGAUGCCAGAGGCCGGAAGGAUUCCUGCCAGGGUGACUCUGGUGGCCCGUUGGUCUGUAAAGGUGUCUUUCAUGCCGUAGUCUCUGAAGGUUAUAAAUGUGGUAUUGCCAAGAAGCCUGGAAUCUACAUCCUCUUAAACAAGAAAUACCAGGAUUGGAUCAAAAGCAAGCUCUCUCCAUCUCAUGCAAAUUAAAAUUACUAAUGACUUUCUCGGAUCUACUACUUACUUGCUUUGUUGUUCCCCCCAUAAUGUGCUCCCAGGUCAACUUCAUCUUAAAUGUAGUUGAAAGCAAGUAAAGCAGAACACAGCGCCCUUAAGACUCAUUUUGUUAAGGAAUGAGUUCUUUGUAUCACUAAAGCAUUUCUAUUACACUGAGUUCAUUCUAAAUAAAAUUGAGAAGACUCUC
This is a messenger RNA of Tupaia belangeri chinensis (Chinese tree shrew), 1106 nucleotides long. It is a transcript of the gene GZMK, whose product is annotated as granzyme K. The record is from RefSeq and is a predicted model, not a curated record. The transcript has 5 exons. Gene Ontology annotation, molecular function: serine-type endopeptidase activity. Bases 98 to 892 code for a protein of 264 amino acids. Gene Ontology annotation, biological process: proteolysis. Lineage: Eukaryota; Metazoa; Chordata; Mammalia; Scandentia; Tupaiidae.